Molecule: messenger RNA, 864 nt
Organism: Lactuca sativa (garden lettuce)
Lineage: Eukaryota; Viridiplantae; Streptophyta; Magnoliopsida; Asterales; Asteraceae
Source: RefSeq, a predicted model, not a curated record
GACAUUUCCCUACCCUACCCCUACACCUACCCCAAGUAAUAUAUUUACAUCCCAAUACCCUUUUCAACAUCAUAACAAAGAACCCCUAUAUACAUCUCAUUCUAUGCAUCAAGUUUUGUUCAUAAUAAUCAAUUGGUGAUAGUAAGGAUAAUCAAAUAUUAGAAAAAGAAUGAGAUUUAGUUCAAGUGAUGAGGAAAGUAGCCAAUCUAGACAAAUUCAAUGGAUUCAGACAGAAGUUAAUAUUACUGAUCCUGAAUAUGAUUUUGUCGAAAAUUGCAUAGAAGUUUCAUGUGAUUCUUUAGAGACAUUGUCAUCCAUUGAAACGAUUGAUGACACUUCUUCGACAUCAUCUCCCGAUGGUCCACUGUAUAGGUUAUCCGAGCUUAUGGCACAAUUACCUAUCAGGAGAGGUUUAUCAAAGUACUAUCAAGGGAAGUCCGAAUCAUUUGGAUCACUUGCAAAUUUAACGAGCUUUGAAGAUCUUGCAAAGAGGAGUCAUAGAUUUGGAAGGCCAACAAAAUCAUCAAUUAGAAGUGGUCAAAGUAAAAUACUAAAUCCCAAGGGCAACAUUGUCAAAAACAAAAGGAGUUCUUUAUCUUUCAUUGUAAAGAGUUCUCUGUUUUCUUCAUUCGACGCAAACCUUCUCUAAGCUUUAUAUAUAUAGACUAUAGUUAGAGAAUAUAAAUGGGUUUUCCUACAUACACUAACAAAUUCGUGUGUAGUGUUAUUGAGCCAAACUACCGAAACUAUGAUUUGAUUAAGAUUGGUUUGCUUUUUUAUGCGAUUUUUGUAUUUUUAUUACUUAAGAUGUAAUUUCAGGAAUACAAAUGUGUAUAAACAUACUUUAAAGAGUUGAUUUUGUUA